This is a messenger RNA of Oncorhynchus masou masou (cherry salmon), 1850 nucleotides long. RefSeq names its product angiopoietin-related protein 7-like. The record is from RefSeq and is a predicted model, not a curated record. The transcript has 5 exons. The coding region runs from base 238 to 1254 and encodes 338 amino acids. Lineage: Eukaryota; Metazoa; Chordata; Actinopteri; Salmoniformes; Salmonidae.
CACAGCAGUGCUUUACUGAGGAGCAAAGAGCCUGAGCAAACAGUUGGCUAAAGGGAGCUUCACUUCAACCAGUCAGGACUUUGAUUCCUAACUCACUCCAACCAAUCCUGUUCACUUUGCCUCUUCAGGACCUCCAGCACCGCUAAAGAAUCAGACUGGACCAGGACAGCUUGUAUUCCAGCAGAGCAAGAACAUAGGUGCAAGUAUCUCAUUUUUGAAACAUAGAAAAAGGUUAAGAUGUCUUUGCGCACGGUGGCUCUGACUGUCAUCCUGCUGCUGGUGCUGACAGAAGCGUGGGCGCAGAACCCAAGGAAGAGGCUGGCACCACCCAAGCCUCCAAAGGCACAGUGCUGCGAUGAGGUGCGCUCCCUGAAGGUACAGGUGGCCAACCUAACCAGCAUCCUGGAGGAGCUGAACCGCAAGCAGGAGGCAGACUUGAUGAACAUAGUUCGGCAGAUGAUGGAGCUGGACAAGCAGAACCGGCAGCAGGAGGCCCGCGUCACAGAGGCCGAGAGCAAGUAUUCCGAGAUCAACAACCGGGUGGAGAUCAUGCAGCUACAAGCCGUCGAGUCUGCCAUUCAGACCUCGUCAGAUGCUGUCUACGACUGCGCAUCCCUGUACACUAAGAACUACAAGAUCUCGGGGGAGUACAAACUGCCUGCAGAUGACUUCCUGAAUACCCCUGAGAUCAACGUAUUCUGUGACAUGGAAAGCAAUGGCGGUGGGUGGACAAUCAUCCAGAGACGCAAGGUGGGCCUGACCUCCUUCAACCGCGACUGGAAACAAUACAAGAACGGCUUUGGCACCAUCCGCGGAGACUUCUGGCUGGGCAAUGACAACGUCUUCCGUAUGACAAGGCAACCCAGCACACUGAGGAUAGAGAUGGAGGACUGGGAAGGCCAGACCCGCUUUGCAGAGUACAGCUACUUCACAGUGAAAAACGAGUUGAACAGCUACAAACUCUUCAUCGCCAACUAUAGUGGAAACGCCGGGGACUCUCUGCGCUACCACAACAACACCAACUUCAGCACCAAGGGCAAGGACAACGACAAAUGUGUGGACGACUGUGCUUCACUACGCAAAGGUGGUUACUGGUACAACUGUUGCACUGACUCCAACCUGAAUGGCGUGUUCUAUCGCUAUGGCGACCACAUCAAGAACUCAGAUGGAAUCACUUGGUACGGCUGGCACGGGCCCAACUACUCCCUGAAGAGGGUGGAGAUGAAGAUCCGGCCACAGAAUUUUCAACCAUAAAGGCUUCGAACUUCAAACCCUGGAUGAUGUGCAUGCUUGCCGAGAGAUUUAACAAAGCCUCUGAGAAAACAAAGUCUUUCCCCUUGACCUUUGUUAUUGCCUGGAAUAUUUCUAUGGGUUGAAUGUGUAAUGCAUUUAACAUGUUUGAUUGUAAAUUGUAGUUAGUUUUGUAUUUAUCGUUGAAAUACUUUAUUUUCUUAAAAGCUUUACAGAAGCCUCUUUACCACUGUUCUGUAAGGGUAACUGAAUGUUGCUUCCCUCCAUCUGUCUCAAAGCAAUAGGGUAUAUUUAUCAGUCCUAACUCAAGCUGUCUACUAGCCUGUGGUUAAGUUGAUUACAUGUAUUUGGCAGGUAUGACAAUGCAAAAAAAAAAAUAUAUGAAGAUCCAUCAAGUGUUUUGCAAUGGGCCUUUGUGAGCUGCUGGAAUGGGAAUGACCACCCAAUGUACUUUCAUCAGAAGUACCCGAAAGAUUUUUAUUGUGAGAGAAAAUAACAUGUAGAUUUUUGGGGAAUUGUGUCCUUUGUAAAACGUGUACAGCUCUAUAUUGUGUUGUUUUGUGGGAUAGAAAAUAAAUGUGUAUUUUUAAAAAAACAAA